Messenger RNA from Melampsora larici-populina 98AG31, 1617 nucleotides. Its product is annotated as family 47 glycoside hydrolase. The transcript has 15 exons. Gene Ontology annotation, cellular component: endoplasmic reticulum; Golgi membrane. Lineage: Eukaryota; Fungi; Basidiomycota; Pucciniomycetes; Pucciniales; Melampsoraceae. The coding region runs from base 1 to 1617 and encodes 538 amino acids. The record is from RefSeq and is a predicted model, not a curated record. Gene Ontology annotation, biological process: carbohydrate metabolic process; N-glycan processing. Gene Ontology annotation, molecular function: calcium ion binding; mannosyl-oligosaccharide 1,2-alpha-mannosidase activity.
AUGCUUCGCGCAACUUUCUUGGUCCUACUCCUUUCAUUUACACUCCUUCAAGUUGAUUUAUUAAAGUUUCAUUUCCAGAAGCCAGGAUUAGGUCAAUCGACCCUUGCCGCAACCCGUGCAGAAGAUAUUAAGCAGAAACUUAAAGAGGCUCAUUCUGAUUACAUUCGUUGGGGAUUUCCUGCUGAUGAAGUCGCACCAUUAUCUAAAAAUGGUUCAAACACACUUAAUGGUUGGGGAGCUACCCUUGUAGACAGCUUGGACACACUUUACAUGAUGGGCCUACACGACGAAUUCGAGGACGGGCUUAAGAAGACAGCCAAGAUUGACUUCAGUCGAAGUUAUGUUAAUCAGCUGACGAGUGUUGUAUAUACACCACAAUGUCAACAGACAGUAUCAAUCUUUGAAACCACAAUCCGAUACCUUGGUGGAAUACUGACAGCGUAUGAGUUGACUGGACAAACUCGAAAAGACCUCUUAGAUAGAGCUCAUCAAUUGGGUAAUAAACUAGCAUAUGGAUGGUCAAAUUCUUCACAUCCAAUUCCUUAUGGAUUUUUAAACUUUACCACCAACAAACCAAUAAUUGAUACGACCAAUAUAGCAGAAGCUGGUACACUUAUCUUGGAGUUUGACCGCUUGAGUCAUUAUACUGGCAACGACACCUUUCGCGCCUUGGCUGACAAAACUAUGAAAGCUCUUAUGAAUCUUCCCAACGAGUUUCCCGGGCUACCUUCUCGGGAAAUAUAUCCAGGAAAUUCUAGUUUUGUUGGUGACUAUAUCACAUGGGGUGGUGGUAUAGACUCGUACUUUGAGUACCUGCUGAAGUAUGCAAUGCUGGUUGAUAAUCGGGAUCCUAGAUACCUUGAAGAGUGGAAAAAAGCAGUUUACUCAUCGAUCAAGCAUUUAUUAACUGUUUCGAACGGACAUACCUACCUCGCAGCUUAUUCUAAAAGCCGAAAAGGACUUCAAUACGUAGUUUCUCAUUUUGAAUGCUUUGUUGGAGGAAACUGGCUCUUAGGUGGAAAGUUCAUCGGUGAUGAAACGAUCGUCAAAUACGGUUUACAAUUAAUCGAUACUUGUAUGUAUACAUACACAAGUACGGAGACUGGGCUGGGUCCUGUAGUCUUCCGCUUUCUGGGACCUAAUGGAGAGGUCACUGGACCAAAUAUGACUGCACAGGACCAAGCAUUUAACAAGAAGCAUGGCUUUUAUAUUUCAGCUGCUGAUUAUCUAUUACGGCAAGUCUCUUCUAUAAAAUUUUCAUUGAAAGUAUUCAACACCCUAAAACUUAUAAAAGUAACCAUUUGUUUGAACUUUAGACCUGAAGUCUUAGAAUCAGUUUUUUACGCCUGGCGUAUGACAGGUGAUGAAAGGUAUCAAGAAUUCGCAUGGUCCACAUUCAAAGCAUUAAAUAAGUAUUGUAAAGCACCUGCAAGUUAUGCUUCUAUAUUGUAUGUUAACGAUGCUAAAAAUGUUACUCAAAUCGAUGACUCUGAAAGUUUUCUCUUUUCUGAGACGUUCAAGUAUCUAUACUUAAUAUUUGCACCAGCUUCUCAUUUUUCGCUUGAUGAAUACGUCUUCAACACUGAGGCACAUCCGUACCGCUACAAUGGGUGUUAA